Diospyros lotus (date-plum) is the source of this 818-nucleotide messenger RNA. RefSeq names its product autophagy-related protein 8C. The record is from RefSeq and is a predicted model, not a curated record. Lineage: Eukaryota; Viridiplantae; Streptophyta; Magnoliopsida; Ericales; Ebenaceae. Gene Ontology annotation, biological process: cellular response to nitrogen starvation. The transcript is spliced from 6 exons. Bases 130 to 489 code for a protein of 119 amino acids.
AUCGUUUCCUUUCUUCGCAGGGCAGUUUUCCUCUUCCUUUCUCCUCCCCCAAUAAUUUCCUCUCUUCCUCUCUCUCUCUCUGAGGAUUUGGCUCUUGGAACGGUGGGUAGUGGUGAAGAAUCUGUUGCCAUGGCGAAAAGCUCCUUCAAGAUGGAACACCCUCUCGAAAGAAGGCAGGCAGAAGCUGCUCGUAUCAGGGACAAGUAUCCAGAUAGAAUACCGGUGAUUGUGGAACGAGCUGAAAGGAGUGACAUCCCUGACAUUGAUAAGAAAAAAUACCUGGUUCCUGCUGAUCUGACUGUCGGGCAGUUCGUGUAUGUGGUGCGGAAGAGGAUCAAGCUCAGUCCUGAAAAGGCUAUCUUCAUCUUUGUCAAGAACACCUUGCCUCCCACUGCGGCGUUGAUGUCGGCAAUCUACGAGGAGAACAAGGACGAGGACGGGUUCCUUUACAUGACCUACAGCGGGGAGAACACGUUCGGAUUGCCUUGAGUUGGCCGGAUGAAUGUGCACAGGACAUGAGUUGCCGGAAAAAAGAAGGUAUAAAAGACGUAAAAACUUGGGUCAGUUAAGCUGUAAAUUCUUGGGGCUUUCAGUUGUGAUCUGUGUGCAGACUGUUAUUGUAUAUUUUUAAGUUGAACAGCAGACUUGAUUACAAUGCCGCAAAUAACUAGCAUCUCCGUUAAUACUGUUGUGGUUUAUGCUUCUUGGCCCGUUUGAUUUUCACGUAUCUACUCUUGAAUUUGUGUAAACAGCCAUUUUACUAUAGUAUGGAGACAUACGUCUCUUUCAUAACCAUCUUGAAACGGGGAGAACUUUCA